GAGCGUGAACAUCACAGUCGUAGAAGCGUACGCGAAGCGGAUGAACACGCCGUGCCAUGUGAAGGCGACCCCCAAUGAAAUCAAAAUACAGAUUACGAAAUUCGAAUUGGAUUGUUCGCUUUUCGAAGUACAUGGAUACUAUACAAUAGACGGAUGAUAUAGAUACGUGCGUACGAGUAUUUACAGAUUCGUCCAGCCUCUGUGCCUGUGUGGACCGUGAAACGGGUUCGCCGCGUAUCGAAGCAAAUGUCAAGAGUCAGUGCAGGUGCGAGUGGAAAAGUUUCGGCCGCCUUGAACGCAAAUAGAAAUCGGAGUCCGGUGUGGUGAUCCGAUCGGAGUUCUAAAACGAAAUCGCUCGCAUUUCCAUCUGGUUUCUCCUGUCCUAAUACCGGUGCUAAUGCCAAACUAAUUAAUAAUUAGAGACAAGCGCGUGUCCGCAAUGGAUUUGCUCAACCACGGAUCUACCGAUUGACGGGGCACUAAUUCAUUUAGAUCUCAAUCAAGAUCGAGAGCUCAACAAAAAAACCCUUCCCUUGAGUAGCUCGAAGCAAUAAAUAAAGCCAUUCAAAGUGCAAUUCUAUUUAGAUUUAAAUCAAACAAAGUUCCAAUAACCAGCGUCCCCCAAGAUGCAGUCGAUGAAAGCCAACGAACUGCCGGAGAAUCCCCGCGAGACCUCCAAUCCCCUGUCGUCGCUGAUGUUCUGCUUUGCCAUGCCCGUUCUCUUCAAGGGCCGCAAGAAGACCCUGGAGCAAAAGGAUCUCUAUCAGGCCCUCAAGGAGCACAAGUCAGAUUCAUUGGGCGAUCGAUUAUGCGCUGCCUGGGACGAGGAGGUGGUCAGAAAUAAGAAUCCCCGCCUGGGACGCGUUAUGACCAGAGUCUUUGGAUGGCAUUUGGUGCUCACUGGGGUGCUGCUGUUCCUACAGGAGUUCCUCACCAAGGUCACGCAGCCCAUCUGUCUGUUUGGAAUAAUGGCCUACUUUGCCGGCGAUGAUACGGAUCUCUUCAAAGCGCAGCUCUAUGCCACCGGCCUCAUUGCUGCCUCCGUGUUCACAGUGUUCUUCGGCCACCCUUACAUGCUCGGCCUCCUUCAUCUGGGGAUGAAGAUGCGCAUUGCUCUGAGCAGCCUUAUCUAUCGGAAGUCCCUCCGACUCAGUCGCACUGCCCUGGGGGACACGACGGUGGGGCAGGUGGUGAAUCUGCUGUCCAACGAUGUCGGACGCUUUGACAUGGUACUUAUCAACGUACACUAUCUCUGGGUGGCUCCACUGGAGCUGAUAGUCGUCACGUAUCUCAUGUACAUCGAGAUUGGAGUAUCGUCGCUGUUCGGCGUGGCCGUGAUGCUCCUCUUCCUGCCCUUUCAGUCCUAUCUGGGAAAGCGGACGAGCGUCCUCCGACUGAUGACUGCCCUGCGGACAGACGAACGCGUGCGGAUGAUGAACGAGAUAAUCUCGGGCAUUCAGGUGAUCAAAAUGUAUGCCUGGGAGAAGCCUUUCGGAAAGCUGGUGGAGUUUACGCGCUUCAAGGAGAUGCAAUGCAUCAAGCAGGUCAACUAUAUCCGCGGCAUCCUCAUCUCCUUCGCCAUGUUCCUGUCGCGCAUCUUCAUCUCCACCAGCCUCAUAGCCUUCGUUCUCCUGGGCAACGUCCUGACCGCCGAGAAGGCCUUCUUUGUCACCGCCUACUACAACAUCUUGCGGCGGUCCGUGACGAUGUUUUUCCCGCAGGGAAUCUCGCAGUUUGCGGAGCUGCUCGUCUCCAUCCGCCGCCUGGAGACGUUCAUGCAUCAUCCGGAGACGCAAGUGCGCGACAAGUCAAAGAUCCAGAAGGAGGAGCCCGUGAUUGGUGAUAGCCCAAAGGCCAACGGCCUGCCGGAGAAACUGCUGGACUUUAGCGGAUUCACAGCCAGGUGGGAUAGCCAGAGCGCAGAGCCCACGCUGGAGAACAUCAAUCUGCAGCUCGGACGCCGCAAGCUAGUGGCUGUGAUAGGGCCCGUGGGCGCUGGGAAAUCCAGCUUGAUUCAGGCAGUGCUUGGGGAGCUGCCCGCGGAGAAUGGCAGCCUGCGGGUGGACGGAAGUUACUCGUACGCCUCGCAGGAGCCGUGGCUCUUCACGGGCACCGUGCGCCAGAACAUCCUCUUCGGCCUGGAGUGGGACAAGCAUCGCUACCGCACUGUCGUCAAGAAGUGCGCCCUGGAGCGGGACUUUCAGCUGCUGCCGUACGGCGACAAGACGAUUGUGGGCGAGAGAGGAGCCUCCCUCUCGGGCGGACAGAAGGCGCGCAUCAGCCUCGCUAGGGCAGUGUACCGCAGGGCAGACAUCUACCUCCUGGACGAUCCUCUCAGCGCAGUGGACACGCACGUGGGGCGCCACCUCUUCGAUCAGUGCAUGCACGGGUACCUGCGCAGCGAACUGGUGAUCCUCGUCACGCACCAGCUGCAGUUCCUGGAGCAAGCCGACCUCAUUGUUAUCAUGGAAAAGGGCCGCAUCAGCGCAAUGGGCACCUACUCUUCGAUGAAGCGCAGUGGUCUGGACUUUGCCAGGCUCUUGACCAAUCCCAAUAACGAGGACGAUACAAUGGAUGAGCUGGAGGUGGCCGUGGGGGACCAAAUGGAUCGCCUCAGUGUACCGUCGCUGAGCAGACGUGGCAGCGGCAAAAUCAGUCGCCCCACCAGCCGCAACAAUAGCUUCACUUCCCUCAGCUCCAUGGCCGAGUCGAUGGCCCAGGAGGCGGCGCUGCAGAUGGAAGAGCCGCGGGUAGAGGGCAAGAUCGGAGUGGGGCUCUACAAGGAGUAUCUGACGGCAGGCAGCAGCUGGUUUAUGAUCUCCUUCAUGUUGUUCCUCUGCCUGGCCACCCAGAUUGUUUGCUCUGCGGCGGAUAUCUUCCUCGCUUAUUGGGUCAACAAGAACAGCAAUAAGGCAGAGAUGAGCUCGGAUCCGGCGGACAUGUACUACUUCGCCGCCUUGAAUGUGGCCGUCGUGGUCUUCACCCUCGUGCGGACGAUGCUCUUCUACAAGAUGGCGAUGCGCAGCUCCACAACCCUCCACAACGCCAUGUACCGCGGCAUCACGCGGGCGGCCAUGUACUUCUUCAACACGAAUCCCUCCGGGCGCAUCCUCAAUCGCUUCUCCAAGGAUCUGGGGCAGCUGGAUGAGCUGCUGCCCACCGUAAUGCUGGAUGUGGUGCAGCUCUUCCUAAUUCUCGCCGGCAUCGUCGUUGUCAUUUGCAUCACGAAUCCGUACUACCUAAUCCUGACGCUCACUCUGGCGAUCAUUUUCUACUACAUCCGAGAGUUCUACCUGAAGACAUCGCGCGAUGUGAAGCGGCUGGAGGCGGUGGCCAGGUCUCCGAUAUAUUCGCACCUGGGGGCCACCAUCAGUGGAUUGCCCACCAUCCGCGCUUUGGGAGCACAGAAGGCGCUCAUUGAAGAGUUCGACAAUCUGCAGGAUCUGCAUAGUUCCGGCUACUACGCUUUCCUGGCCACGAACCGAGCCUUUGGCUACUACUUGGACUUGUUCUGCACGCUCUACAUCGUCAUCAUAAUUCUGAACUACUUCAUCAAUCCGCCGGAGAGUUCUGGCGAGGUCGGUCUGGCCAUCACCCAGGCCAUGGGCAUGACCGGAAUGGUGCAGUGGGCCAUGCGGCAAUCCGCGGAGCUGGAGAACACAAUGACCGCCGUGGAGCGGGUGUUGGAGUACGACGAGAUCGAGCCGGAGGGAGAGUUCGAGUCGGAUCCGAAGAAGAAGCCCUGCGAUACGUGGCCCGAGGAGGGAGAGAUUAUUGCCGAGGAUCUCAGUCUGCGCUACUUCCCCGAUCCGCAGUCCAAGUACGUGCUUCGGGCCCUGAACUUCCGCAUCCGACCAUCGGAGAAGGUGGGCAUUGUGGGACGCACAGGAGCGGGCAAAUCCUCGCUAAUUAACGCCUUAUUCCGACUGUCCUACAACGAAGGAACCAUCCACAUCGACCACCGCGACACGGCCGACAUCGGCCUGCACGAUCUGCGCAGCAAGCUCUCAAUCAUUCCCCAGGAACCGGUGCUCUUCUCGGGCAGUAUGCGGUACAACCUCGAUCCCUUCGAGGAGUACAGCGACGCCAAGCUCUGGGAUGCCCUGGAGGAGGUGGAGCUGAAGCCCCUGAUCAGCGAGCUGCCCAGCGGCCUGCAGAGCAAGAUAUCCGAGGGCGGCCACAACUUCAGUGUCGGCCAGCGGCAGCUCGUAUGCCUCGCCCGUGCCAUUCUCCGCGAGAACCGCAUCCUAGUGAUGGACGAGGCUACGGCCAAUGUGGAUCCGCAGACAGAUGCCCUCAUCCAGGCCACCAUCCGCAACAAAUUCCGCGAUUGCACGGUGCUAACGAUUGCUCAUCGCCUGAACACAAUCAUGGACUCGGAUCGGGUCCUGGUGAUGGAUGCCGGACAGGUGGUGGAGUUUGGGUCACCAUACGAGCUCUUGACCGGCAGUGCCUCAAAGAUAUUCCAUGGCAUGGUCAUGGAAGGUGGCCAGAGCCACUUCGAUGGUCUCCUAAAGGUCGCUGAAAGGGCCCAUCAGGAGUCUCAGAAACCCAAGUCGGAAUAGACCCUCGGCUAGCUCUAAGCAUACUAUACGUUGUAGUUAAUCGUCAGAUUAAUCUGUACCAAAGAUUAAGGAUGAAGGGGGCUCAGGAGAGGGCAAAUCCUCGCUAAUCAAUGCUUUAUUCCGGCUGUCCCACAACGACGCCACCAUCCACCAGCCGAAGCUGCAUUUAACUUAGUUUCUACUUAAAGUAUAACACCAUUCGCACAACUAAAACUAGGAUAAAGUUUCUCACAGAAGAGUCGCAGACAUUUAAUUUAGUUCUAGGUUAAGUUUAAGUGAUUAUGUUUGAAGAUUAAACAUUGGUUUGGACAUCGCUCUGA
This is a messenger RNA of Drosophila pseudoobscura, 4885 nucleotides long. RefSeq names its product Multidrug resistance protein 4 (gene Mrp4). Gene Ontology annotation, cellular component: membrane. NCBI's taxonomy places the organism in Eukaryota, Metazoa, Arthropoda, Insecta, Diptera, Drosophilidae. The coding region runs from base 627 to 4565 and encodes 1312 amino acids. Gene Ontology annotation, biological process: transmembrane transport. The record is from RefSeq and is a predicted model, not a curated record. The transcript is spliced from 8 exons. Gene Ontology annotation, molecular function: ABC-type transporter activity; ATP binding; ATP hydrolysis activity.